This is a messenger RNA of Drosophila mojavensis, 2609 nucleotides long. RefSeq names its product putative odorant receptor 71a (gene Or71a). Gene Ontology annotation, molecular function: olfactory receptor activity; odorant binding. Gene Ontology annotation, biological process: detection of chemical stimulus involved in sensory perception of smell; sensory perception of smell. NCBI's taxonomy places the organism in Eukaryota, Metazoa, Arthropoda, Insecta, Diptera, Drosophilidae. The record is from RefSeq and is a predicted model, not a curated record. Bases 945 to 2123 code for a protein of 392 amino acids. Gene Ontology annotation, cellular component: plasma membrane. The transcript is spliced from 3 exons.
AUUUUGAAAUAAGGUGUCGUUUAUGACCCAGUACGCAAUACACAAAUCACAGCGUUUUGAGUACUCUCUAACGAAAAGAACCGUUCUUUUGUGUAAGACUCUAUGAGUUCACUAGCGGAAGGCCUAGUUAAUCGAAAAUUAUUAUAGUUUUUGGAAUUUAUUUAUAUGUAGGUACAUAUUGCACAGGGUCAUUGCUACUCACUUCUUAUAUACAUACAUAUAUUGGUCAGACUGGCAAUCUGGCAAUUACUGUAAAUAUAUUAGUUAUAAAGAUGACUCUUUCAAAAUUUUUAAAGACUGGUAAUCUAUACAAUAAAGCUCGAAGUCGCACCCGCAAAAAAUUAUCUAACUCCAUACGCUAUUUUAAGUUAACGAUUAUAAAUUUAAUUAUAUGAAUUAGUAUGUGAAUACACUUAGCGUAUUCUGAUUAACUACAGAAUCCUAAUUAAUGGUUGCAAGCUUACACAUCCCUUGUACAUACCGUUGAUAGACUGAAAUGUAAAUACUUUUGGAAUCUACCAUCAAAAGAGUCGUUGCCCUCUCUCGAAACCCAUAAACACUUCCUCUAGCUGGUCCCAGUCGCGGCAAGAGAUGUUAUUUUUGUGUAAGGCGCAAAAAUUUUGGUUGCAUUGGUUGGUGCCUAUUUUGGAAACUUGUUCUAUUUUUAAUACGACACUCGGCUAGUGUACUCAUUCCUAUUUUUCCAAUGUGCAUCGAAAUCAUUCUCUGUAGGGAAGCACGGAAUGCACUCGCUCCAAACCAACGUUUUGCUACCGACGAUAUCGAUUUUCAUAUUAAAUACAAUUUGUAAUUGAUUUUUAAUUGAAAUGGUUAGACACCCAACAAAUUAAGCAAUUUGUGAAUCAAUUAGUAGUAGGGCUUGGUCUGCUCUAUAUAAGGCCAAAAAGUCUGAUUUUCCAAUCAAAGUAAGGCGAAGAACGGCCAUGGGUUUGGACAACAUCAAAGGCUCGCGAGCUUUGGUGCGAAACCUUAAGUUUUGUAGACUGUGGCCCAACCGCAGCUCAGUUUCAUCCACUUCUACGUCCGCACCACGCAGCAGAUUGGUCGAAUUGAUGAAGUCGUUCACGCUGCAUUUCAUUGUGACCUUUGCGUUCACGGCCAUGAUGUGGAUUGAGGCUAUAAGCAGCGAGGACUUCGAGCAUUGCACAGAUGUGCUGUUCAUCACGCUGACGAUGACAAGUCUGGUGGCAAAGAUUUUCAACAACUGGCAUCAUGCUAAAAUUGCUCGCGAAUUACUCGAGGAGUGGAGCGACAGUCCACAGUUUGAAGUUCGUUCCGGGCCGGAGCGGGAUAUGUGGGAGCGGGAACAGCGUCACUUUUUACGCGUCGCCCUUCUGUACUCCUUCUGCAGCCUGGGCGUGGUGCCGUGCAUCUUCAUAUCCGCGGCAUACAACUAUCCAAAUGAAUUGCCGUUUUUGGUGUGGGUGCCCUUUGACUGGCAGAAGCCCGCAAAAUUCUGGUGUCUAUACGCCUAUCAGCUCUUCGCAGUGCCAUUUACCUGUCUGUCCAACGUAACGUUGGACCUACUCAACUGCUACCUAAUGCUGUACAUUUCGCUCUGCUUUAAGAUGCUGGGUAUGCGUCUGGCUGUGCUUGCUCCUACUGAGCAUCGCGACUCUGAGCGCCAGCUGCGUGUGCAGUUGCUGGAGCUUAUUGGGCUUCAUAGGCGCGUCAAGGCUCAGGCUGAGAAGAUUCAGAUCUUCAUCUCAAAGAGCACGCUUAUUCAGAUCUUGUUGAGCUCCAUUAUAUUGUGCCUCUCCAUCUACCGCAUGCAGAUGCUCAAUGUGUUCCAGGCACCGAGCAUCUUCUUAGCUAUGGCAGAGUAUUUGUUCGCGAUGACCCUGCAAAUCUAUUUGCCCAGCAUUUAUGGGAACGAUGUUACCCACAACGCUGAUCGGUUGCCGACUGCUCUCUAUAGUUGCUCUUGGCCAGAUAUGUCGAAGCCAAUGCGUCGUCUGAUACUCUGUUUUAUGAUCUACCUGAACCGUCCUUUGGUACUACGGGCAGGUGGCUUUUUUGAAGUGGGCCUACCACUUUUCACCAAGACCAUGAACCAAGCUUAUAGUCUUUUGGCCUUGCUCCUCAACGUGAACAACAAGUAAGCCUGAGAUAAAUAAUCUAUGCAAAUAAUAAUAUAAUAAUGUACCUUCAAAUAAAUUAAUAAAGAGAAUAUACGUUUUUUUUUUUGGGUCUCAUGUGUGUUAUAUAUCGUAGUCUAAUAUGUUGAGAUCAUCAGCAUCAAUAAUAAUUCUUGAAAUUCAUAUAUUCAAUUUCUCGUAUAUUAUUAGAAAGCCCAAUAUUCAAGAUACCAUAUGCAGCUUGGCUUCUCUUCAAGAAUAAUAAUGAAAGAUUUCCUUAAAAGUUUCGCAUACUUUUUAUACCCUGAACCCAUUGACAAUGGCCAAUCUGGGUAUAAUGGUUUUGUUGAAAUGUACGUAUGUAACAAGCAGAAGGAGGCGUGGCAGAUCCCACAAAGAAUAUAUAUAUAAUAGCGCGGAUAUUAAGUUUAUCUCCAAAAAUCGAUAACUCUUCUCGUUAUUUUGUUAUUGAUUAAAAACCUUAUCGAAAGUUAUUAAUAAAUUUAUAUC